AUGGCCGUUGUUUCGUUAUUGAAUCAGGCACCGUACCGUAGGACUCACAGUAGUAGAGAGCGACUGAACAUCGCGGAAAGAGAAGAUGAGUGGGACUCAAGGCACAAUAAUAAUCAUGCUCUUGAAAAUAAAAGAAGUAGUGGAUGUCGAGGAAAUUUAUCCAGGAACCACCAAUGUUCGAUUGAUACAUGUGAUAGAUUAGCAAUAAAUGUUAGUGGUAUGCAUUAUGAAGCAUUCCAAUAUGUGUUUGAAAGACACCCCUCAACCUUAUUGGGGGACCCAAACAAAAGACAGCGAUAUUAUGAUCGAAGAAAAAGGGAAUAUUUUUUCGAUCGUCACAGACCCACUUUUGAAGCAAUAUUUAACUAUUAUCAGUAUGGAGGAGGAAUUCGGAGACCGGAAACGGUUCCCGAUGAUAUAUUUUUAGGUGAAUUGGAUUUUUUCGAAAUAGAACCAGAGGAGAUCGACGCGUACCGAGCAGACGAAGGAUACGUGGAGGAGACCAUCUUGUUACCGGAAGGACCUAUCCAGAAAAAAAUUUGGAUGAUAAUGGAGUACCCCGAAACGUCUCGAUCUGCGUAUAUUGUGGCCAUUGUAUCGGUUCUGGUUACUUUAAUUUCAAUUGUUUUAUUUUGUGUAGAGACGACACACAUAGCCCAGGACGAAUGUGAAGCGGGCGAACCGACGAACUUUACAGAUCCUUUCUUCAUCAUCGAAACAUUAUGCACAUUUUGGUUCACGGUUGAGGUCGUGAUACGGAUUAUUGUGUGUCCUAGUAAGCCGAUAUUUUUUAAAGAUUUUAAGAAUUUGGUCGAUAUAACGGCAGUGAUCCCGUAUUAUGUGACUUUAACCAAUGUUUUAAUCAGUAUGACCUGUGAUAGUGCCACUUCUAGCACGUCCUUAGCAUUCUUAAGAGUUAUCCGCCUUGUUCGAGUUUUUAAACUGACAAAACAUUCUGCUGGACUCCAAGUUCUCAUCAUGACCUUUCGAGCCAGUUUUCAAGGCCUCCUUUUAUUCCUUGUUGCCAUGAUUGUAUGCAUCCUCCUAUUUUCCAGUGCAAUUUAUUACGCGGAGUUAGGAAUCGACGAAUCGCAAAUUAAUAGUAUUCCCGAUGGUUUUUGGUGGGCAGUUAUAACUAUGACAACUGUUGGUUAUGGAGAUAAAGUGCCCGUAGGUGUUUGGGGAAAAUUAAUUGGAUCAUUAUGUGCCCUGGCAGGCGUCCUUACUCUUUCAAUCCCUGUGCCCAUAAUAACUGAAAACUUCAACAAAUUUUACGCUCAUAAAACGGGUCGUGGAAGAAUAUGA
This is a messenger RNA of Lottia gigantea (owl limpet), 1305 nucleotides long. RefSeq lists its product as hypothetical. Gene Ontology annotation, cellular component: voltage-gated potassium channel complex; membrane. Gene Ontology annotation, biological process: potassium ion transmembrane transport; protein homooligomerization. The coding region runs from base 1 to 1305 and encodes 434 amino acids. Gene Ontology annotation, molecular function: delayed rectifier potassium channel activity. The transcript has a single exon. The record is from RefSeq and is a predicted model, not a curated record. Lineage: Eukaryota; Metazoa; Mollusca; Gastropoda; Lottiidae.